AUGUCUAUUGCCCUGCUGAGUUCACAUUUCUACGGCAGUACCAUUUUCCUCACUCUCAUCAGCAUUCAUCGGUAUGUGGCUGUGGUUCACUUCAACAGGAGCUCUUGUAUAAAGCGGAAGGAGUUUGUCAGGAAGCUCUGUGCUGGAGUUUGGUCUCUGCUACUGAUCCAGGCUCUGAUCUUUGCUUUUACUCUUCCUACCUCCACAGAAGGGAAAAACAAACAAUGCCUCUCCAUUCAUCAGACCAAACUGACAGAAUCCUACUUCGUCAUUAACUUUAUCCUGUUUAUCUUUGGGUUUUUACUCCCUUUCUUUGUGUCUGCUGCAUGCUAUAGCCGUCUCGCAAACACCUUAACUCGCUUAAACAUUAGCACAGCUAAAGGUCUGAAGGUGAAGGUGAAAUCUCAGAGGAUGAUAGGUGUGUGUCUGGUUAUAUUCGCUUUGUGCUUCCUGCCUCUGAAUGUGGUACGGACUGUCGGAGUCAUAUUAAAAAAAUACUACCCGCAACAAUGCCGUCUUCUCCUUCAGUUUGAGACGGCGUAUUACGCAACCUGGAUUUUUGCGGGAGUAAACAGCUGCCUGGAUCCACUGUUGUACUACUUCGGUUCGCAAAACUUUCGAGAUACCUUCCAGUCUUUCAGGAGGGGGCAGGUAGACAUUCAGAACAGAAGUGAUUCAGAAAUGACUGGAAAUUUCUAA
Neolamprologus brichardi is the source of this 699-nucleotide messenger RNA. Its product is annotated as P2Y purinoceptor 4. Gene Ontology annotation, cellular component: plasma membrane. NCBI's taxonomy places the organism in Eukaryota, Metazoa, Chordata, Actinopteri, Cichliformes, Cichlidae. Gene Ontology annotation, biological process: G protein-coupled receptor signaling pathway. Gene Ontology annotation, molecular function: G protein-coupled receptor activity. The record is from RefSeq and is a predicted model, not a curated record.